AUGGCAACUGCUAACACGUCUUCCGGUUCCAUGAAUGGGGUCGGCCCAGUAACCAUGGACAGUUCAACUUCGGGGGCAUCGCGCGAGGCUAGAAUCGCUACUCACUCGCACAUCAAAGGUCUUGGUCUCAGCGACGAUGGUACCGCGCUUCCAAGUGCACAAGGCUUUGUCGGGCAAAAGGCAGCACGAGAGGCUUGUGGGCUCGUUCUCGACCUGAUUCGAAUGAAGAAGUUUGCAGGAAAGGCGCUGCUACUCGCAGGUGGUCCCGGAACUGGCAAGACUGCCCUUGCCCUUGCGGUGUCACAAGAACUUGGUCACAAGGUCCCCUUUUGCCCUAUGGUCGGGUCCGAAGUCUACAGCUCCGAAGUCAAGAAGACCGAGGUUUUGAUGGAGAAUUUCCGAAGAGCAAUCGGGCUUCGUGUACGCGAGACCAAAGAGGUGUAUGAAGGAGAGAUCACAGAGCUGACCCCGACCGAGGCUGAGAAUCCGCUCUCAGGAUACGGCAAGACAAUCGCACAUGUUGUCAUUGCUCUCAAGACUGUCAAAGGUACCAAGCAGCUUCGACUCGACCCCAGCAUCUACGAGAGCAUCAUGAAGGAGCGUAUCAGCGUUGGUGACGUCAUCUACAUCGAGGCAAACACGGGCGCAGUCAAGCGUGUGGGUAGAAGCGAUGCCUACGCGACGGAAUUCGACCUCGAGGCCGAGGAGUAUGUGCCGUUGCCAAAAGGGGAGGUUCACAAGCGCAAAGAAGUGGUGCAAGAUGUGACAUUGCACGACCUCGACAUGGCCAACGCCAAACCUCAGGGAGGACAGGACAUCAUGAGCGUUGUGGGUCAACUCGUCAAAGGGCGUAGGACAGAAGUCACCGACAAACUGCGAGGAGAAAUUAACCGAGUCGUCGACAAGUACAUCGAGCAGGGCAUUGCCGAGCUUGUACCUGGUGUCCUCUUCAUUGACGAAGUGCACAUGCUCGACAUGGAGUGCUUCACUUACCUCAACCGUGCUCUGGAGUCGACCAUCAGCCCGCACGUGAUCCUCGCCACCAACCGUGGACAAUGCAUGGUGCGUGGUACCGAGUACGAGGGACCAGCAUCAGGUACGGGUAUCGUUGCGCCCCAUGGCAUCCCAUUGGAUUUGCUGGAUCGAUGCAUGAUUGUUCGCACAAUGCCCUACGAGAAGGACGAAAUUCGUGAGGUAUUGCGCCUGAGAGCCAAGGUGGAGGGUCAUCUGAUUGCCGAAGACGCACUAGAGAAGCUCACCGAGGAGGGUGUUAGCAGUUCGCUUCGUUUCGCACUGCAGCUCCUGAGCCCGUCCUCGAUCCUCGCCAAGACUGCCGGACGUUCGGAGAUUACGAUCAAGGAUAUCGUCGAAGCGAACGAGCUGUUCAUAGAUGCUCGCCGUUCGGCCAAGGUGCUCAUGUCGAUCGGCGAGGCGACCACCGAGGCUGUGCCGAUGGAGACCUCUUGA
Molecule: messenger RNA, 1467 nt
Organism: Mycosarcoma maydis (corn smut)
Lineage: Eukaryota; Fungi; Basidiomycota; Ustilaginomycetes; Ustilaginales
Product: putative RuvB family ATP-dependent DNA helicase pontin
Exons: 2
Coding region: 1-1467 (488 amino acids)
Biological process (GO): box C/D snoRNP assembly; regulation of transcription by RNA polymerase II; chromatin remodeling
Cellular component (GO): R2TP complex; Swr1 complex; Ino80 complex
Molecular function (GO): ATP binding; DNA helicase activity; ATP hydrolysis activity
Source: RefSeq, a predicted model, not a curated record